Molecule: messenger RNA, 922 nt
Organism: Drosophila santomea
Lineage: Eukaryota; Metazoa; Arthropoda; Insecta; Diptera; Drosophilidae
Exons: 1
Coding region: 120-578 (152 amino acids)
Source: RefSeq, a predicted model, not a curated record
UGGUAUAUUUGAGGCAAUUGCAAACGGUCACACUUAAAAUAAGAAAACAUUUGUUUUACAUUUGAGAUUCAAGAAAACAUACCAAUAUUGGCUUGAAUUGACUGUUACGAUUGAUAGCCAUGAGCACACCUCGCAAGAACUAUAACAACCUGCCACCCUACUGCCCACAAGGCGGCCAGUAUCCAUCGCAGUCCGCAGACUACAGAUCCCAGCAAUUUGGUGGCCAGCAGAAGCCACAAAAUCCAAACUUUGGCUUCUACGAGGACAAACAGGGCCAGCAAAAUGUUCCGCAUUUCUACCAGAACAAAUCACCACAGGAGCCGCAACGGCAUCGGCCCUACGGGCAGGGCAGGAACUUCGGACGCGGCGGCAACUUCCAUCGCAGGAACCAACAGAACUGGGAUCAGAAUCCGAGGCACCACCAGAACAGGGAGCACAACCAGAGCGGCGGCUCCUACGGCCAGUACUUCCACCCCUCCAUGCUGGAGGAUCCCUGGCGGGAGCUAAUGGAACGCCACGAGGCCAUCCACGGCCCCAGCACUAGCCGAACUUCACCGAAAGAGUUAGCGACUACUUAGGUCUGUUGCAUACUGAAGUUAAGGUGUAUAAUAUAAGACUAAGAGCUAGCGGAGAUCAUUUUAGUUAAUCCCUGUAUAACAAUUACCUAAAACCGAAAUAAGAGUUACAGUCUACAUACUCCCGUUAUGCCUUUUUAAGAAAUAUGAAAAAGGUUUCCAUUAAGUGUGUUAGCUACAUGAGAAUCAUGGAGUAGCUUGCUUUUGAGUAGUACUACCCGAGUUAAAACCCGCUCCGAUACCUUGAAGAAAGAACUACGGGUUAGAUUGUAACAUUUCAUACAAUUAAGCAACAGUUUCACGUAGGUGAAAUCCGUGUAUACACUAAUAAACUUAAGACUACCGUA